Messenger RNA from Vespa crabro (European hornet), 647 nucleotides. It is a transcript of the gene RpS27A, whose product is annotated as ubiquitin-40S ribosomal protein S27a. Gene Ontology annotation, cellular component: nucleus; cytoplasm; ribosome. Lineage: Eukaryota; Metazoa; Arthropoda; Insecta; Hymenoptera; Vespidae. The record is from RefSeq and is a predicted model, not a curated record. The transcript has 4 exons. The coding region runs from base 129 to 599 and encodes 156 amino acids. Gene Ontology annotation, biological process: modification-dependent protein catabolic process; translation; protein ubiquitination. Gene Ontology annotation, molecular function: structural constituent of ribosome; ubiquitin protein ligase binding; protein tag activity.
UUAAUGUACAGGCAAUAUUUUUAACACUCGUUUCACCUUCUUAUAUAAUUACUAUGUUUCUUUAAUCUAGAAUUCUGCUUCCUUUCCAAGAUCGGAUAGCACAGCCGAAGUUAUAGGAAGAUAUCAUCAUGCAGAUUUUUGUAAAAACGCUUACAGGGAAGACCAUCACCCUUGAGGUAGAAGGUUCUGAUACCAUUGAAAAUGUCAAGGCAAAAAUUCAAGAUAAAGAGGGAAUUCCACCCGACCAACAACGAUUGAUUUUUGCUGGCAAACAAUUGGAGGAUGGCAGAACUUUAUCAGAUUACAAUAUUCAGAAAGAAUCUACUUUGCAUUUGGUUUUGCGUUUACGAGGUGGAGCAAAGAAACGUAAGAAGAAGAAUUACUCAACGCCUAAAAAAAUUAAGCACAAGAAGAAGAAGGUCAAGCUUGCCGUAUUAAAAUUUUACAAGGUCGAUGAAAAUGGAAAGAUCCAUCGGCUAAGACGUGAAUGUCCUAUGGAACAAUGUGGCGCUGGUGUUUUCAUGGCAGCCAUGGAAGACCGUCACUAUUGUGGUAAAUGUGGAUACACUCUUGUAUUUAAUAAACCAGAAGAUAAAUAAAUAAAAAAUAUGUAUGCAAUUUAUUUGAUUAAAGAGUCUUCUUAAAUA